Meloidogyne enterolobii is the source of this 807-nucleotide messenger RNA. NCBI's taxonomy places the organism in Eukaryota, Metazoa, Nematoda, Chromadorea, Rhabditida, Meloidogynidae. The record is from the annotation of a GenBank genome assembly.
AUGUCCGAAGAGAAUAAUUGUAAUAUUGUCAAUUCUGUUGAUCGAAAAUUGUCAAAACGUCAAAAAAGAAGAGAAGAUAGACGACAAAAAUUUUUAGAAAUUAGGCAAGAACUGAGAAAAAAGAAGAAAGAAAGGAAAAGAAAUGAAAAGAAAGAUUUUGUUGGAGCAAUACGAAAACAAAAAUUUACAAUGGAACAAUCAAAAUGUCGAAUAAAUAUUGCUUUAAUGGAUGAAAGAACUGUUAGAAAAACAAUUUCUCAGUUAGCUUAUUGUUACGCUGUUAAUCGUAGAGUAAGUGAUCCUGUGCAAUUUUCUAUUGUUGGAUUAACUGGAAAAGCUGAAAAGAUUUUUAAUAGUUACCCUUCUUAUUCGAAUUGGGAUGUUAAUAUUUCAAAUAAAAAUUUGGAUGAAUUAUGGAAUCCAAAACAAAUAGUUUAUCUAACUGCUGAUUCUAACAAUUUACUUGAAACGUUAGAUGAAGAUAAAGUUUAUAUAAUUGGAGGCCUUUUGGAUCAUAAUCAUCACAAAGGUAUUUGUUUGAAAAAAGCUGAAGAUAAUGGAUACGAGCAUGCAAGGCUUCCAAUUGAAUCUUUUUUUAAGCUUUGUGGAAGAAAUGUUUUAACAAUAAAUCAAGUUUUUGAAAUUUUGGUUAAUUUUUGUCAAUAUCUGGAUUGGAAAAAGGCGUUUAUAAAUGUUAUACCUAAAAGAAAAGGAAUUGGUGAAGAAAUUUCAAGUGAAUAUAAAAAAGGAGAGGUUUCUUUAGAAGAAUUAACUAAUGAAAAAAUAAAUAAAACAGAAAAUGAAUAG